AUUCUUUAUCUAGUAAAAUCUAGUAGUAGUAACUAGUAGUACUAAGUAGUAGUAGUUUGAUAAGUUUGUUACUUUGUAGUUACUCUACUCUGACUCUACUGUGUGACUCUAGUUACUAGUUACUCUAGUAAACUCUAGUUUGAGUAAACUGUAAAUAAAGAGUAGAGUCAGUUGAGAAGUUCAACUUACUUCAACUUUAGAUCUAGGAGUAGGUAAGUCAAGUCAAGACCAAUUGUUUCCAAAUCCAAUCAAUGAGAUUGUUUGAUAUAUUUCUAUCAGUUAUCACGUUUAUUUUGGCUGGCUUGGCCACAUUCGUAGAAUGCCAGUAGGUCGACUUCCACUAGACAUUCUGUAUGGUGAUCUAAUAGAAGGCAGGAGAGCCGCUGGUCACCCACUUUUUGUCUUUUAUGGUAUACAGAUGUAUGCAAACAUGAAUUGAAGCUCUUCAAAAUCGACACUAGCAGCAGGAAAAAAGUGGCACUGGAUAGAUCCACAUGGAGAGAGAGCAUAAAGAAAGGGUCUCGGAUUGCAGAUAAUGCCAUACACAACAGAAGCAGAAAGAAUGGUGAAAAUGCAACAGCGCCUAGUGAUUACAUAUGAGUGUUUCUCCAGUAAUGGUAUCAAAAAGUGUCACAUUAGGUCAAAAAUUAAAAUGGAAGUUUUUGGUUUCAUUUUAAGUGUAUUCAUUUCUUCACCCAUUGUACUUUAAGAAUUUAUCAACAGAAAUUUAUCAAUAGAAAAUGAAUUGGAAUACAUAUAUUUCCUCAGCAGUGCUGGCAAAAGGGGUACCCACAUUUGCAUUUCAGGUGCAUCACCGGGACACCAUUGAUGAUUAAAGUACAACUAACUGUUAAUUUGUUUGCUUUCUUAGCAUAAUUUGAAUGUUUCUAUUGUAUUAAGCAGCUAGAUAGAGAAAUUGAAGUUUUUGAGCACUUACAUAAUGUUUGCGCUCAAUUUAAAAAAUGGGACACUGUAGCACCUGUUAAAAGUUUUUUUAAAUAAAAUUUUUUAUAAGAAAAUAGAAUUUAUGCUAUACUUGCCUUAUAGCUAAAUAUAUAGGCUAUUAUUUGCUGCAAUAUCUCAACAAUAAUUCAAGCAUUUAUUAUAACAUGACUAUUACAUCACAAGAUGUUGCGGGUGCUACAACGGGACACCAAUAUGAAAUAUAUAGUUUUUUUUGUUAAUACAUGCUGAAAUACAAUUUUUUUUAAGUCUGUAAAUACAUUACCAAUUAUUCUUUUAUCAAUGAUUCACAAAAUAGUUUUCUAUAACCACAAAUGAAUGUACUAGACCUUUGUGUGUGUGUGUUCAAUAAUCAUUUAAAAAUAUAUUAGACAUAACUGCCUCAAACAUGACCUAAUCAUAGACUAAAGCAGCUUUAUGACUUUCAAUGCACCAAGAACAAGAUCCAAAACUAGAUUUACAUAUAAAUUGAAAUAUAGAGUAGAUUUAAAUCUACACAAGACCUUUAUCUAGAUCAGUGAUUCCCAAAGUGGUCUAUAUAGACCCCCAGGGGUCUACGAAGACUUCCAAGGGGUCUACGAAAGUGAAAAAAUAAAUUGGGGGUCUAUGAGAUGUCCACGGGGGUCUACGAUAAUAGAUUUCAUUUAAGCAGGUCGUGACUUUAAUUUUCACAUCCCAUUCAUGUAACUCUUCCUAAUAAUUUAUAAUUUAGACCUGAGUUGAUCCUUUCAAUAUUUAUCCUUCUAUUUAAACGAAAAAAUUGUCAUAUUUAAUUUCAAGAAUUAUUUAAAUAACUUAAUGUUUUCUACAUGUUUAUGUUUAGCAAAAAUAAAUGUAAGCUGUAUAGCGUUGAUUAUUUAAAAUUGUUCAUUCCUUCCUUAUCAAACAUGCCAAUUGCCUUUUUCAACUCACUACAGACAGAAAUUAGUUUUAAGAAAAUGUUGAUGAAUUUGAAAAAAAUUUGCAAGUUAAACAGGGGGUCUACCAAAAACCAGAAAACAUGGCAAAGGGUCUACGAGACAAAAAAGUUUGGGAACCACUGAUCUAGAUCAAGACUUGUUUAGUGUCCCGUGAAGCACAAAAGACAAUGAUAAAACAAUAAGGUUUACAUUAACUUAGAUGAAAAAAUAGUAUUCUAUGUAUUUUAGAUCAAACUUGAGAAUAAUAAGCUUAAUUCUUAUUACAAUUCAAAACUUUGGUGAGAAAACUACUUAUAUCUAGAUCUCUGAGAUUUUCUGGUAUCAUUCAACAUGAUGCGUUUCAGGUGCUACAAUGAAAAAAUGUGGGACACCAUGACUAUUAAUGUCUCCUGUUAAUUACUAUGUAGCCUUUUCCCAAGAAAAUGGAGCUUAUUGUGUACUGAGCAGUAUCAGAGAUACCAUUAAGUAAUUCCCAUCUCAUUAAUAACUUUGUUUAAAAAAAUAUUGUUCUUUUUGUUAGCAUUUGAGGUGCUUCACCUGGGACACCAAGGGCUAUUUUACUAAAAUUAUAUAAAUUUUUACAGUUUUAAAGAAAAAUUACACUGUGUAAAUUAAUCAUAGAUGCUUUUAGUAACAGAGACACAAUUGGGAGCAGAAUCCUUUACUUUGUUUACAAUUGAUAAAGGUUUAAAAUUUCAAGUUAAGUGGGACACCAUGUGAUGCACCUGUGACACAUUUUUUACGGCGACAUCUAAGUAAUACCAAAGUAACUAUAAAAUAAAAAGAUAUAGAUAAUGCAAUAACAUUAUAGUGUUAACCUAUUUCAACAAAAAUGUCUGUUCAAUAAUCUUUGCUUUUAGUAGAAUAUUACUUCAACCUAAGCCUGGUAUUCCAUGUUACAUCAAAAGUUGCCAUUUUGUGCACUAUUUCACACAUUUUCUACAAUUUUAAAAUUCCACAAUGCACCUUUCAAGCUCAAAAUAUCACAAUUUAUAGAUAAACCAUUUCUGAGUGAAAUGAAAAGAAAAUUGUGACAUUUUAAUAAGAAGUUUUUGAGUUAUAGACUUUUUAGUGAACCAAUACCUAUUUGUCACCAGUACUGGAGAAACACUCAUAUAUGCCCAACCUGUGUAUCAAAGAUUGGCCUCUUUAGUCACACAAGAAGUUGCAAAGAGAAAAGAUCGUCUCUUGAGACAUAAAAUGCCACAAAUAGAGAUAGUUUAUAAUAUAAUUUGUUAUAUUUUAAGACUAAUUAAGAUUUAGUCUAGACUACUACUACUACUAACUACUAGAUAUCUAUCUGAAUAUGUAUGUCUGUAACUCUAUAUACUAUACUAUAUUGUCUAUAUUAGAGCCCUAUACUAUGAUACUAUAAUAGUAUAAUCAGAUGCAAAUAGCUCAGUAGUGUCAGUACUUUUGAACAACCAAAUUCAAAAUCAAAUUGGUGAAAGUUUUAGGACAUCCAUGUAUAUGAGUGCGGUAAGGAUCAUGAUGCAUUCUCUCUCCAGCUCUUUUUAACAUAUUUCUGGAGCUUAUUAUGAUGGAAACUCUAGAACUAAAAAGCAGGGCCGCUGCUUCCUAUUGUGCAAUAUGUCCAUUGCAUGCAGGUGGCCAAAAUUUGGGAGAAACCAAAACAUAUAAAAAAUAAUUUGAUAAUAAAAAAAAAUAUAUAUGAUCGUGGUUAAUGGUCUCUGUACUAAACUAAAGAAUUUUUAAUUAAAUUAAAUUUAUUAGUUCUGUUAGCUCCAGUACUAUAUUAUUUAUAUAUAAAAUCAAAUUAUUACCAUUACUAAAUUAUUACAGCAGCAAUGAAAAAAAAACAGAAAAUAAUUUUGUUGCUAAAAAGCAAACUAUAGUGCUCUGUCCAACAGUUGAGUGUAUCAGCUUUUUUCAUUAACAUGACAAGACUUUUGGCCAACUGUUUAAAGUUACUUAAGGCUAACGUCUCAAGGAAGACUAUUAGCGCUAGCAUUAAAAUUAAGCAUUAAAUUCAAUGGUUAGCUAUAAGUAUUCAAAUGUUUACAAAUGCAGCUGUAUUCACCUUCAUCUAUCCCUUAGUCUGUUGAACCAUUGGGGCACCACACAAGAUCUGUUGACUGUCCUUCUCCAUUUCUCUGUCUUUUGCCUUAGACAGAAUCUCCCUCAAUGGCAGGUCUGUCCAUUCCUUUAUGGUGUCUUUCUAUCACUUUCUCUGUCUGCCUCUUUUUCUGGGUACUUUUCCCUGAAGGAAUGUCUUUGCAAGCCCUGAGGACCGUCUAAUAUGGCCAUAUAAUUUUAGUUUGCAUUUUUUGACAGUAGUUAGCAGGUGGAAAAGUACAACAUAAGUAAAAACAUAAUAAAAGUAAUCCAGAACCUCUACAAGCAAGCCUCUAGUGCAGUGUACUUCAACACUAACAUUAGGGACUAGUUUGAAACCACAGUUGGAGUGAUACAUGCUGCCUACUUUCACCAACUCUUUUCUAUAUCUUCCUGGAAAGGAUAAUGGAGGGCUGUGAAGGUACUGUAAGCAUUGGAUGAUAUGUAUGGUCUAGCACGGACAGAUGAAAAUCUAGCUGAUCUGGUGAUGCACAUAGAUCUUCCCAGCAUAUAGAGACACUGUAUCAGUGGAGUGAUGACACUGUCACUGACUCAACAUCAAGUCAGCUGAUCAGAUCAGACGAUGGAUAUUAUGCAGACUUGAAUUGUGAGAAGUUCUGGAUCUAGAACUAGAUUAGAUCAGUUCAAAGAUCCAUCAGCCUCAACAUCCUAGAUCUAUUUAGAAGAUGUCUACUACUGAUUCUACACCCUAAUAGAUCUAAAUCUAGUCUAAGUUUCAAGUCAAAUCAUUGUUAAAUUUCAAACUUAGUCAUCUAAAUUUCUACCAUGAUUAGGUCUAGACCAACAUAUGCUAAUGGGGAUUCACCAGAAAAUAACAUUAUACAUUUCCAGCAGCCUAAUGUACUAAAUGAAGAAAUUGAAGUUAGUUUUGAAAUGAAAGGUUUUGGAGACAUUACAACCUCUCAACCAACCAGUCAUGUAUUCCCAACUGAUCAAGCUGAUGCUUCUUCCUGUGCACCCAAAAAUAGGAUAUUUUCUGAUCAAGCUGAUUUGGGUCUUGCCAGAGGCUCACUGGACCAGCAAAAAAGAAAAAUGCACCUAUUUGAGAAAAAUGUGCCUAAUCCUAAAGUGCAUGAGUCAAAGGCAAAGUUCUGCUAUUAUGACUUGGUAUUUGGAGUAUCUGCCAUAGUUAUAUUUCUCUUUGAUAUUGUCACAGAUGUCAUGAUGGUAGUACACUACUUCAGGGAAAAACAAUAUGAGUAUGGGGGUGUGACAGCUGCACUAGUUGCUGUAUCAUCAAUGAUCACUUGUUUGUUAGGUCUUCAUUGGUAUCUCAUUGAUUAUCACAAAGAAAAGAAGAGAACUACUGCAGAACAUUUGACAUUGACUCCAAAAUAUGUUUGGGGAUUACGUAUUUUGUGUACUCUGUUUAUGCUUGGACCUGUCGUAAGGAUUAUAGAGUAUCUUUAUUAUGGCCUCAAAAGUCGAAACAUAAAAUGUCAUCAAGAAGAAAGAGAAAAAUAUAAGCAAGCCAUGUUGUAUAAAGAUCUCAAUAGCUGUCUCCUUCGUCUGUUUGAAAGUUUUUUGGAGUCAGCCCCACAACUGGCCUGGCAGAUUUACAUAUCAAUCAAGCUCAAACGUGCCAGUGAUACUAUUUCCAUUUCACUACUGGUAGGAACACUCUUGUCAUCUUGGAUGAGUCUGGCUAUGUCCUUGUUGUCUUACCAUAAAUCACUGCGUAACUCCAAUGACCUAAAAGCAAAAAUGAGUUUUAAGAGCCUGCCAUUUUACUUUAUCUGGAGAUUGAGUGAGGUCGGAGGUAGGAUAUUGUGCAUCGCCUUCUUUGCCUCAGCAUUUGAUCUGUGGGUGUUUGGGAUCUUAACCCUUCACUGGAUCAUAGUCUCAGUCUGGCUUAUUAUGCAGAACACCUCCUUUUACAAAAAAAACUUGCAGGAAAAAUUGUUUAACUUAAUUUGUAGCUUCGUGAUGAUAUUUUGCUUUUUAAAUAUGCGUGAAGGACAUACACGAUACAGAGUUAUUAUAUUUUAUCUCCUGGUCUAUAUUGAAAAUGCUUUCAUGUUGGCAUUCUGGUUUAGAUUUACCAAAGACUUGGGAGCCUGGUUCCAUCUAUGGGGGUUCAUAGUUGUGCUUGUUCUCUUUGCACUGCAUGUUAGCUUCCAAGUGGUGUACUACACUUUGUUCCACCCAACACAGAAUAUCCCGCUGUGCUUGUCCUGUGACAGGCACACCAUCUACAGCUCCAUGUGUGAUGAUGUUACACAUUCCAGGAGAGAGGAGUCACCAGCUGAAAAUGUAAAUGCACCAAACACUAACCAACCUUUGGAAAGCUGCACUCCUAUGUUGUCUGGAAGUCUUUCACUGUAGUCUAAUUUUUUUUUUUUUGUUCAAUGUUACUGUAAAGAAUCUCAAAAUACCUCCGUGAUAUUUAUUUAUGCCUUCAUGUUAUAGCACUACUGUUCCCUGUUUUUAGGGGAUAACUGGGAAAAAGAAAGUCAAACAUUCACUAUUAUGAAAUAGAUGACAAAUGUCUCAUUAUUUUGUUCUUAAAGUUGUUUGGCAUGCAUGAACAGAGCAACAUUAUUGGUAAGUUUUUAUUAUGUAUUCAGUAUCCCUGACAGCCCAACCAGAAUAGACCUAAGUUUUGUGGAUAUGAUUGUUAGUAUAUAUAUAUACAUGUUAUUUAAUAAUGACUCUGUUACAUGAAUUUUUAGUGAAUCUCUCAAACGGAAUCUUUUUUUAAAACUGUAUUUUGCUGUUAGUCAUCAAUCAUUCAAUAUGGCAUGGGAACAUGGACACAAUUUCUACUAGAAGCAAUGGCAUCAUAGUUAUUUAUGAAUUAUUUUCAAAGACUUUGUCUAAUAAUUAUUAUUGAAUGCAUGUUUUGUUUUCCUUCAGUCAAUGUUGACAAUCUAAAUUUCAAUCUCAAUCACAGAGUAUGUCCUAUCUUAUCUUAUUUGUACAUUUCAUUGUAACAUUUGUAACCAAAUUAAUCUUCCAUAUGACUAUUUGUUUUAACCAGUUGAACAUUUUGUUACUACCAAUGUACCAUGGGAUGUCUUCUCUCUACUCCCCAUCCCCUGUCUCUGCUGAUCCAAAGGCUACUGGAACUAUAUUACUCUAGUUUUAUAGCUGUAUUGGAAAGUCAUCUGAACCAUUAUUGGGAUAAUACUCAAAAUAUUCAGUCAAUAUUGUUUUAUUUUUAUUUUUUUAUUCUGAUAUGAUGUUUAUGAUGUAUUGUUGGCAUAAAAUGUUAAUUCAUUAUUUUGCAUUUGGGUUUUUGUUUAUCCAGAUAUUUAGAAUGUUCAUAGCAGGUACAGUCUAUGUCCUUUGUAUAUAAUGCAAUCAAAAAAAUAUUUGGCUGGUUCAUAAGCUCUUUGAGUUUUCCUUACCUAUGAAAUAUCCAUCUUUUAAAAAAAAAAUUUUUGCUGCCGCCUUAUGUAUUUUUACUUCUGUAAAUUAAAAAAAGGGAUUCACUUAGAAAUACAAAACUUCUCUAGCUAGAUCAAUGACUUAACAUGAAUAACUUGAUAAUCACAUUAUAAAGUGUAAAGCAUAAUAAUCCUCUUUUUUUGAAGGAAUGGAUGUGAUUUUUAAGAUAAUGUAUUGGUUGAUAACUUAAGCAUGGUGUCUUUUUGAGAACUGUAUCAGGAGUGUAUUUUUUUUUAUAAUGCCAAAGUGGCAUCAUCAAAAAGUCUCUUUUUAUGAUAUAUUUGUUUUUGUUUUUUUUUUGUAUUUUAUAAAAUCAUUGUGGAUAUGAAAAUCAAAAACUUUGUACAAGAUGUUAUAAACUAUUUGUAAAAAUGUAAUUAUAUCUAGAAGAUAAGUUACAUGGCAAUUAAAAAAGAAAAGAAAGUAUUUCUUAUAUUUUAUUGUGUCUGUACUUUUACCCAAUGGUAUAUAGCUCAUAACCCUUUUUUAGCUGUUUGCCCUUGGAUCUGCCAUUGGUCAGGAAUGAAGCAGAGGCUGUCUGAAGGUUAGGCUAUGAAAAGACCAUUUUGGGUUGGGUUCACACCAGUUUAGGGGCACAGUGGCCAAGUGGUAAAGUGCUUGGCUUCAAAACUACCCAGGGGGUAGUAAAUUCAAAUCAUGGAUUUGGACCCUUGUGGAUUUUAGGAUGUCUCUGAGUCCAUAUUAAUCUAAUGGGUACCUGACAUUACCUAGAGAAAUAAUGACAGUUGGCCACCAUCAUGAUAUCAUCAAUUUCCAUCAAUAAUUCAGGUAGGGCAUGGGAACAUAGACUUAGUUUCUACUAUAGUAAAUGUUUCCUUUUCAGAUUUUGUGAUCUAUAGAGCAGAUAAUAUAAAGGUCAUCUGUUUCUGUGGUCCAUAGUUAACAAUGACUAACUGCUUUUAGUUUCCCCCCAACUAAUGUCAGGUAGCCAUUAGAGCUGGCAUCCUAGAAGAUCCCAGGAUUUGAACCCAGGACCCCUAGGUUCAGAAGCCAAGUGCUUAACCACUCAACCACCACACUCCUAAUUUCUACAAUAAGCAAUGACAUAAAAGUGUUGUUUUAUUAAUAGAUCAACUCUAUUUAUUAUCAGCCAUGGGAACAGAUUAGCUUUACAUAAUUAGCCUCUUUGACAUCAAAUUAGAAAAAGAUUUUUUGCUUACCUUUUUUUUUCACACCUUUUUAUCAAGGUGUCUUCCCUUAGUCGUUCAAGUGGUCACAUGUAGCUAUCAUGCCAUGGUCAUGUUUAGUAAAUAGCUUUUAGUAGUAAAGUUGUUACAAAGAUAGUCAAGUUAUGUAUGCAUUGAAGCAAAUUAAUGUAUUGUGUAUUAAUAUUACAUACAUCAUGUCUACUAGAUGAUCUGCAUGGUUCCCAUAGCAAUAAUAAAAGUGACAUACUUUAA
Biomphalaria glabrata is the source of this 8791-nucleotide messenger RNA. RefSeq names its product XK-related protein 6-like. Gene Ontology annotation, biological process: apoptotic process involved in development; phosphatidylserine exposure on apoptotic cell surface; engulfment of apoptotic cell. The transcript is spliced from 5 exons. NCBI's taxonomy places the organism in Eukaryota, Metazoa, Mollusca, Gastropoda, Planorbidae. Bases 4746 to 6305 code for a protein of 519 amino acids. Gene Ontology annotation, cellular component: plasma membrane. The record is from RefSeq and is a predicted model, not a curated record.